ACAUCUUCCUCAUCACUCCUUAUGCAGUUUGUGCAAUCUCCUCAGCUGAUUCAAAAGGUAAGAUUUUUUUAUUUGAUAGGACUACAACCAAUUAUAAAUUAUAAAAUAAAUUAAAGAUGUUUGAGGUAAAAAUUUAUGAAACGUAAUUAUAAAAUUUCCUAAAGUUUAUUUUAGAAUUUGAUAAUUUAGUUUCUAAACCAGUCUGUCACAUCCUGAGUUGGUUUGAUUAUAUUUUAGUUAAAUAGUUAUGACUGCAUAUGAGUGGCUUUUCAAAUUAGCAAUCAUAUUGGACAAGCAAUGUUUAAAAGUUAAGAGUAAAUUUUCUGAAUAAAUAUUACUCCAGUUACCCAGCCAUUAACUUUUAUAUGAAUUAAAGAUACUAUUUUAGUUAGUGUAUUAUAUUGUUUGUCCUUCUCACGCAAAGAUGACAAAGGCUUUGACGGAGUAUUAGCUUUAACUUGAGCUGUAUUUUGUUUAAAGUGAGGGACAGCUGCUCAAUUUGCCAGCCUCAAUCUAUGGUCCUUGAUUAUUUGUUUCAAUGGCAAGACUUAGUCAAGGUGAAUGGAAAUAGACCAGGAUGCAGUAGAUGACCAGCAGUGUUUAUUUUGUAUAUCUCACUUUGCUCUUUACAUGUUCCACGUCACAUGAGUUGUUGGCAUUUUCUUUGUGUCAGUGUCAUACUACAUCAUUAUCAUCAUGUCCCUUAGUCCUUGGACCGUUGGGGCGCCACAGAUGACAUGAAAACGAUCCUCCUCCAUUCUCUGCAUACCACAUAUAGGACUCCAUUGCAGAAUUUGAUUUCACAGUUCUUAGAUGAGUUGUUAUUCAAGGUUAACGUGUCCCAUCCAUCCAGGGUCCUAGUGUUCUUUUUGCUUGUCUAGGCUUUUGCUGGGGAUUGACUCAGUUCAGAAAGCUCGGCCACCCAGUGUAUGACAUAGCCUUCAUCAAGAAACAUUUUAAAAAAAUAUUAUUUGUAGGAAGCUCUUGAUUUUUAAAAAGAAAGGUAAAUUGAAUUUGAAGUUCUAUAUUUACUUGUCAAAAUGAAGCAGCUGUGUCUCAUCCAAAUACAUUUUAAAAAAAUAAUGCUAAAUAUUAUACAUCUUUAUCUUUUUGUUUGUCAUAACUUAGGCCAGCCUGAAUCAAAAGGAGCUUGAGAUUCGUAAGUUAAAACAGCAACUGAAUGAUGAGAUAUAUAUGAAGGAUGAGUUAAAAUUUACAAUUCAGGAUCAUAUAUCUCAGUGUGCUAUGAAAGGUAUGCCAUCUUUAAGCUAAUUUAAUUAAAGUUUGUGGAUGAGAGGAUUUUAACGUAACAAAUCUUUUGUGAAAUAUCAUGUUGUGUGCGUGCAAGCAUGUCUUAAUUUUAUUUGUGUUAUAAUAGGUAUUCAGAUUCAGAAAUUUGAAAUGUUCGAAAUCUUAUUGUAUAGCCACUAUUUUACAUUGUGUUUCAGAUACUGAGAUUGCUAAAUUGCAGAGCAGGAUCAAAGAACUUGUUCUUUUACAAGAUGCCAUGGAUGAUCUUCAAGAAUUAAAACUCAGUUACAGAGAAAUGGAAGAUGAACUAUUCAAGUGGGUUUGAAAUAAUUUUAAGAUUAACAAAGAACUCAAUAAACUGUAUUUCAAGUAAAUCUACAGCUGGAAAUCUUCAUUUAAAAGCAUCGAUGACCAUAAAUAGAUAUUUACAUAUUCAAACAAGUGAAAGUAAAAAUAAAAUGAAACUACGUAAAAUAUGUUUAUUCGUUAAAACAUACAGCAUAUUUUACUCAAAGUGUUAUAUUGGGAUUUCAUUUAGAGAGAGAGCCUGAUUAGUAGCUAUAUUUAAAUUUUAAAAAAUAAUAAAUUAAACUUUAUUUAGUAUUUUGUGAAGUAUUUACAAGACAAUGAUUUAAAACCAAUAAAUGUUACAUUUUCUGUAAAACAUAACACAUUUGGCUAGUUGUAAUAUAAUUUUUCAGAACCUGAACAUAAAAUAAUGAAUUUUCAGAUAAAGUUUUGUUAAAAUGAUUCAGCCUAAAUAGAUAGAAUAUUUUAUUUCAGAUAUAAGAACAAAGUUUUAAAGUUGCAAGAUUUUGAAGAUCAAGCCAAACAUCAAGAAAAAGAGAUAAAUGCACAGUGCGAGGAGUUGGAUAAGUUGCGUCAUGAG
Lymnaea stagnalis (great pond snail) is the source of this 2140-nucleotide messenger RNA. The record is from the annotation of a GenBank genome assembly. NCBI's taxonomy places the organism in Eukaryota, Metazoa, Mollusca, Gastropoda, Lymnaeidae.